Molecule: messenger RNA, 1134 nt
Organism: Gigantopelta aegis
Lineage: Eukaryota; Metazoa; Mollusca; Gastropoda; Neomphalida; Peltospiridae
Product: probable G-protein coupled receptor 139
Exons: 1
Coding region: 1-1134 (377 amino acids)
Biological process (GO): G protein-coupled receptor signaling pathway
Cellular component (GO): plasma membrane
Molecular function (GO): G protein-coupled receptor activity
Source: RefSeq, a predicted model, not a curated record
AUGUCAACACAGUCAUCACUUUCGUCAAAUGAAACAUCCAACUUUACCGAGGCGGCUAAUGGAAGCUAUUCCGACGAAGAAUUCAAAAAAUAUGAUGAGCCAUCUCUAGACGAUUGGCCAUAUUUCGAUUUACAUGGCUAUGGCCAUUGGUCCACUGUUCUAGCUAUAGCAAUAAUAGGUACUAUUGGAAACAUCUUUCAGUUCAUAAUGAUGAGCGACUCCAAGUUAUGUUCACUCUCCUACAGCGUGUACCUAAAAUUCCUUGCUGUGUCUGAUUCCUUGGUCCUAAGUGAAGCUCUAUUUCAGCAAACUCAAAUUCGUUUUAAUUUGCCCAUGGUUGUCGAUAUGAACAAUGCUCUCUGUAAAAUUGUCGUCGGGUACCAGGUAUUCGCGAUGUUGCUAUCGCCAUGGCUGGUGGUAGGACUUACUCUCGACAGAUUCGUAUGCGUCUGUUUUCCGCUGACACGGGGACGAUUCUGCACGAUGAAGAAAGCCAUUGCCGUCUGUUCGAGUAUGAUUGCUGCAACCAUCGUGCUAAUUAUACCCAAUUUGGUCCUAACUAAUUUGAAAUAUAAUAGAUGUUUACCGUCUGCCAAGAUCAUCUACUAUUUCAUGUUCGUUCGUCUGGUAGUGUCUACAUUGGUGCCCUGUGCUGUUAUCCUCACCCUCAACAUCGCUAUAAUCGCCCGCAUCAAACGUAGCAACGAGUUUCGAAACACGUUCAUAAAGAACAAGGCAGAUUCUACGAAAGACAAUUCAACACGCCCUCUGGUGUUAAUCUCUGUACUGGCUUUCGUAACUCUCUUGCCAAUCGCGACUUCAGAUGCCAUUGCUGCCCUGUUCUUUGUAUUCCUGAAGACAGGCAGGAGAGCUGCGUUAUUAAGCUUAAAAUUGUGGCCAGCGUUCCACAUAUUCUACUUGCUAAAUUUCGGACAGAACUUUUUCAUCUUGAUGGCAAGUUCACAAAACUAUCGACAGAUUAUGAAGAGUAAACUCCGAUGCUUUUCUCUCAAGAUGAAGCAAACACGAUAUAACGUACCAGCACCUAGUGUUGGUUCCACAGUCAAUACGGACGAUAUUUCAUUGUCAGUGAUUACCUCUAAUACCAUACGUUCUGAAAUGACAGAUCCAUAG